This is a messenger RNA of Hylaeus volcanicus, 2730 nucleotides long. It is a transcript of the gene Cul2, whose product is annotated as cullin-2. The coding region runs from base 457 to 2721 and encodes 754 amino acids. Gene Ontology annotation, cellular component: SCF ubiquitin ligase complex; Cul2-RING ubiquitin ligase complex. The record is from RefSeq and is a predicted model, not a curated record. The transcript has 8 exons. Gene Ontology annotation, molecular function: ubiquitin protein ligase binding. Gene Ontology annotation, biological process: protein ubiquitination; SCF-dependent proteasomal ubiquitin-dependent protein catabolic process. NCBI's taxonomy places the organism in Eukaryota, Metazoa, Arthropoda, Insecta, Hymenoptera, Colletidae.
ACCUAAGAAAGUCAAGAGCAAAGGGGGAAAAACAUGGCUCUGCGAUGUUAUUGAAAAAUUCGAUGUAGUUCGUUCCGUCAUAUUUUAUUUAUUAACAUUUAUAGGAGACAUUAAGAGUUUGUAUCGUUCAUGGGUGCAUCGUCUUUUUUAAGUGAGACAAACAGUUUUUGAAAGUGAAAGAAAAGUGACGAGAUAGGAUUAAAAAAAGAAAUGUGUUCGAUCGAGACGAGUCAUUGUAAAUGUCAUGUAUUUUGCAACAGGGAAUGAUUCGAACGAAACGUCUAAGUUAAGCGUGCCGAAGGAAUUCGUCUUAACGCAGAUUAAAAUCGAUCGACAAUCGUGUCUCUGAGAAUAUACAGACCACUCUUUCUCCAAUUUUUUGGGUUACAAGUUUAGUAUUUGUAAUAUAGAAUUUAUAUACUUAAUUCCUUGGUGCUUUUUUGACUGUAUAAAAGGAUGUCACUGAAACCUAAACGAGUUAAUUUUAAACAAACAUGGAAUGUAUUAGAAGAGACUGUAAAGUGUAUAAUAACAUUGUCAAACGUUCCACGUGCAACAUGGAAUGAUAGAUUUAGCGAUGUCUAUUCUUUAUGCGUGGCAUAUCCAGAACCACUUGCCGAUGAAUUGUACAAUGAAACAAAAAAGUUUCUGGACAAUCAUGUCUUCCAAUUGUUGACGACAGUUUGCGCUCAAGGUGAAUCUGGUUUGCUACAGGCAUAUCAUCGUGCCUGGUGUGAAUAUUCACAAGGCAUUAACUACUUGCAUCGCUUGUACUUAUACCUAAAUCAACAACACAUUAAAAAACAAAAGCUUUCCGAAGCGGAUCUUAUUUAUGGCAUGUCUUCCGUUAUGACUGCUGAUUACCAAGAACAAAUGGAGAUAGGCGAACUUGGCUUAGAUAUUUGGAAGAAAAGAAUGAUUAUACCAUUAAAGAAACAGUUAGUUUCACAACUAUUAGACUGUAUUCGUGCAGAUAGACUUGGUAUAGCUCAGCUAGCAAGUACAGAAGUUAUUUGGGGUAUUAUAGAAAGUUUUGUUCGAGUUGAAGAAUAUAAGUUAGUGGGACAACUGGAUAUGUAUCAAACAAUAUUUGAAACACCAUUUCUCGUAGCUAGCGGAGAAUUUUAUAUGAAAUAUGCAUUUAAAUUACGCCAGCUAUCAGACAUAACACUUUAUAUGGAAAAAGUUACUUCACAACUCGGCCAGGAAAAGCUACGUGCUAUUAAGUUCCUUCACUCAAGCUCUGUGCCUAAAGUGGAACAAUGCUGUGAAGAAAAGAUGAUAGCCACAUAUGUGACCUGGCUUCACACGGAAGCAGAAAAUAUGAUAGAAAAUGAAUGUAGAAGGGACUUAUCCCUCCUGUAUCCAUUAUUAAGGCCAUUACCUGCUGGCUUGACUCCUCUUGUACGAAAAAUUACCGAACACAUCACUCAACAAGGUUUAAAGGCAAUUGGAAGUUUGCAAGGAGAAAAUGUACACACACAAUUUGUGGAAAGCAUACUGAAUGUACAUCAAAAAUACUCGGAAUUGAUCAAAGACGUGUUCAAAGCUGAUUUAGCCUUUGUAGCUGCUCUUGAUAAAGCUUGCUCAGCUGUUGUGAAUCAUAGAUCUGUUCCACGCCAACCAGCAAGAGCACCUGAACUACUAGCUAAGUAUUGCGAUUCCUUGCUGAGAAAAUCAGCUAAGGCUGCAUCAGAAGUGGAAGUCGAAGAGAAACUGGGUCGUUGCAUCAUCGUGUUCAAAUAUGUCGACGACAAAGAUGUCUUUCAAAAAUUCUACGCACGUAUGCUAGCAAAACGAUUAAUACAUCAACAGUCGCAAUCGAUGGACGCCGAGGAAUCCAUGAUCGAUCGUUUAAAACAAGCCUGUGGUUACGAAUUCACGAACAAGCUUCACAGGAUGUUUACCGACAUGUCAGUUUCAGCGGACCUGAAUGCCAAAUUCGCAGCCAGUUUACGAGAAGGAGACAGGGAGAAUCAAUUAGGCAUAGGUUUUGUAGUGUACGUGUUACAGGCAGGCGCGUGGCCGUUAGCUUUACCACCAUCCCCAGGACCGUUUCAUAUCCCUCAGCAAUUAGAAAAGUCUAUACAAGCAUUCGAAACUUUUUAUCACGCACAAUUUAGUGGACGGAAACUUACUUGGUUACAUCAUCUUUGUCAAGGCGAACUAAAGUUUAAUUACUUAAAGAAACCUUAUUUGGUCAUUGUACAAACAUACCAAAUGGCGUUGCUGCUUCUUUUCGAGCAUUGCAAUUCGAUACACUGCCGAGAAGCUGCUGCAUCGUUACGUUUGUCACAUGAUCAACUGGUUAAACACGCCGCUAGUUUGGUCGAUUGUAAAAUUUUAAAAAAGUCGACGACCGGGGAAUUAGAGGAAGACACAGUUUUGACGCUCAAUUUUGAUUACUCCAAUAAGAGAACGAAAUUCCGCGUAACGGGUGCGUUGCAACGGGAUAUACCCCACGAAAGUCACGAUACUGAGGCUACCCAUCGCAGCGUCGAUGAAGACAGAAAAAUGUACCUGCAAGCUGCUAUAGUCCGUAUUAUGAAGAGUCGUCAGGUUUUGAAACACAAUCAACUUAUACAAGAGGUACUAAGUCAAUCUAAGGUUACAUUUGCACCUUCGAUUGGCAUGAUCAAAAAAUGUAUCGAAGCCCUUAUAGAUAAGCAGUAUAUCGAACGUACGCCAAAUAAUGCAGAUGAGUAUUCGUACGUUGCAUAAUUUUACCAU